This is a messenger RNA of Aethina tumida (small hive beetle), 1167 nucleotides long. RefSeq names its product tRNA methyltransferase 10 homolog A. The transcript has 4 exons. The record is from RefSeq and is a predicted model, not a curated record. Gene Ontology annotation, biological process: tRNA N1-guanine methylation. Bases 140 to 1093 code for a protein of 317 amino acids. Gene Ontology annotation, cellular component: nucleoplasm; nucleus. NCBI's taxonomy places the organism in Eukaryota, Metazoa, Arthropoda, Insecta, Coleoptera, Nitidulidae. Gene Ontology annotation, molecular function: tRNA binding.
UUGGAAACAUGCCACAUAUAUUUUAAAAAUAUAUUCUUUUAUAAAAUUAGUGACUUUAUACAUUGUAGUUAGAUAAAUAUGAAAAUUAAUAUAAAUUCAUAACCAUAAAAGUAAAAUUUGUGACAAAUAUUAGGUAAACAUGGACACAGAACAACUUUUAAACGACCCACAAAAUGAUAAUAAAGUUUCUGAAAAUGAAACGAAUGAAAACACAGACGCAAACGAGCUCAAAUAUUUCAACGGCGUAGAAAUUUCCAAAUUAACAAAGCGACAAAUGAAAAAGUAUCAAAAGUUUUUGAAGUGGGAGAAAGUUAAGAAAAUUAAAAGGGCACAAGAGCGGUUAAAAUUAAAAGAAAAAAGAAUUCAUGCUAAACAGCACAACAUUAAUUUAGGACCAAGUAGAAAGGAGCUGAAAAAGGCCACAAUGGAAAAAAGUCCUUGCAAAAUUGGUGUUUGCAUUGAUUUAAGCUUUGAUAACUUGAUGAUAAACAAGGAUAUGGCAAAGACAGUCAAACAAAUAUUAAGAGUAUAUACUGAGAAUAGAAGAUCAAAGGCACCAAUGCAGCUCCAUUUAACCAGUUUCAAUGGAAGAAGUAAAGAAGAGAUGGCCAGACAUCAUGGUUAUGAAAAUUGGGAUAUUCACUUUCAUGAAGAGGAUUAUAUUAACAUAUUUCCUAAAGAAAAAUUAGUCUAUUUAAGUAGUGAAAGUGACAAUGUAAUCCAUUCUUUUGAAGAUGAUAAAAUUUAUAUAAUUGGUGGUCUGGUGGAUCACAAUUUUCAUAAGGGAAUUUGUUUAAAAAAAGCAGAAGAACAAGGAAUAUGUCAUGGUCAGUUGCCAAUAGGAGAGUACUUUUGGAUGAAAACUAGAAAAGUUUUAACUAUUAAUCAAGUGUUCGAGAUUAUUUUAAGGGUUACUGAAGGUAAAACAUUCAAAGAAGCAUUUGAAAUGAUCCUACCUAAAAGAAAGGAAAAAAAAGAAGUUAAUAGUAAUGAUGAAAGUGUGGAAGACAGUGUGGAAAUAACAAAAGAGGACAUAUUAAAUAAUGAAGAGAACAGUGUUGAGACUAAACAAAAAAUCAUUGACAAAAGCUGAUGUUUUCACAGAACACCUAUGAAUGUUUUAUGCCAACAAUGUUAUUUUAUUUUCGUUAAAUAAAUAAAAAUGAA